Molecule: messenger RNA, 385 nt
Organism: Lemur catta (Ring-tailed lemur)
Lineage: Eukaryota; Metazoa; Chordata; Mammalia; Primates; Lemuridae
Product: histone H2A-Bbd type 2/3
Exons: 1
Coding region: 1-342 (113 amino acids)
Cellular component (GO): nucleosome
Molecular function (GO): structural constituent of chromatin; protein heterodimerization activity; DNA binding
Source: RefSeq, a predicted model, not a curated record
AUGUCGGGCAGGCAGAGCCGUGGAGGGUCGUCCCAUCGUCAGAGCCGGACCUGCCGUCGCACAGCCAGAGCUGAGCUGGUGUUCUCGGUGAGCCACAUGGAGCGCCUUCUGCGGGAGGGCCGCUAUGGCCCGCGGCUGAGCGGCAGUGCCCCCGUUUUCCUCGCGGCCGUCAUCCAGUACCUGACGGCCAAGGUCCUGGAGCUGGCAGGCAACGAGGCCCAGGACAGCGACAGGAGGCGCAUCACCCCGGAGAUGGUGGACAUGGUCAUCCACAACAACCCGCUGCUAAGUGGCCUCUUCAGGACGACCAUCGUGUCCCGGGUGGCCCCGGGCCAGGAGUAGCUGCUGACACCUGGCUCCCGGGCCUCGGCCGUCCUUCCCCCCA